UGAUGAGAAAACCGAGCUACUAAGAUGUUAGUAAAUGCCUGAUCAGUGUCUUCUCUGUUUUCUCUCUCCCAUGUCUUGACGUUAUCCUGAGGCCACAAAAGAAGUUCUGGUUUGGGUGCUCUGAAUUUUCUAGAGUUUGAACUUCUCUGGUAGAGGAACCCCCCAGGAAGACUGAUCGGUUCUUAGAUUUCUAAAAGCAUGGCCCAUACAUAUGUGGGUUUGCAGUUUCAGCGAUCAGUGACAUUCAGGGAUGUGGCCGUAGCCUUCUCUCAGCAGGAGUGGGAGAGUCUGAAUCCUGCUCAGAGGCACUUGUACAGGAAUGUGAUGUUGGAGAACUAUAGUAACUUGGUCUCACUGGCCGGACAUUCCAUUUCUAAACCACAUGUGAUUACUUUAUUGGAACAAUGGAAAGAGCCGUGAAUGAUAGUGAGGAAAGAUCAAAGAAGACAAUACACAGAUUUUCAGUUGAGGGAUGAGACAGCUCUAAAGAAUGCCACUAUUGAGAAAUGUACAUCUUUUGCUCUACAUCAGAGACUUCCUAACAGAGAGCAAUCAUGUGAAUGUCAGGGAUGUGGGAACACGUUUUGUCAAGGCUCGAACCUUGUUCAACAUGAGAGAACACAUUCUAGUGAAAAAACCUGCAAAUGUAAAGAAUGUGGGAAGAACUUUAGUAAUGGACAUCAACUCACCAUACAUCAGAGAUUUCAUAUUGGUGAGAAACCUUAUAAAUGUAAGGAAUUUGCCACCUUUUCAUACCUUGUUCGACAUCAGAGAAUUCAAACUGUUGAGAAACUUGAAUGUAAAGAAUGUGGGAAGGCUUUUAUUAGAGGCUCAGGCUUUGUUAAACAUGGGAGAAUUCAUACUGGUGAGAAACCAUAUGAAUGUAAGGAAUGUGGGAAGACCUCUAGUAAUAACCAUCAAUUUACUAUACAUCAGAGUAUUCAUACUGUUAAGACACCCUAUGAAUGUGGGAAAUGUGGAAAAGCUUUUUAUAGUAGCUCAUACCUUGUUCAACAUCAAAAAAUCCAUAAAGGUGAGAAACCCUAUGAAUGUAAGGAAUGCGGGAAAGCUUUUAUAGUGUAUGGAAAACUUUGGCAUCAGACUAUUCAGACUGGUGAAAAACCUUUUGUACGUAAAGAAUGUGGGAAGGCCUUCAGUACCUUCUCAUACCUGGUUCAACAUCAGCGAAUUCACACUGGUGAAAAACCCUAUGAAUGUAAAGAAUGUGGAAAGGCCUUCAGUAGUAGCUUACCCCUGGUUAAACAUCAGAGAAUUCAUACUGGUGAGAAACCCUAUGAAUGCAAGGAAUGUGGGAAGACCUUUACUGUGUAUGGACAACUUACUCGAUAUCAGAGUAUUCAUACUGGUGAGAAACCUUUUGAAUGUAAGGAAUGUGGGAAGGCCUUUAGACUUAGUUCAUUUCUUAAUGCACAUCUGAGAAUUCAUUCAGGGGUAAAGCCCUACGAAUGCAAGGAAUGUGGGAGGGCCUUUAGUCCUGCCUUAUACCUUGUUCAACAUGAAAGACUUCAUACAGGUGAGAAACCGUAUGAGUGUAAAGAGUGUGGCAAGGCCUUUAGCACUGGCUCAUACCUUGUUCAACACCAGAGGAUUCAUACCGGUGAGAAACCCUAUGAGUGUAAGGAAUGUGGAAAGGCUUUUAUUAGUUACCAUCAAUUUACUGUACAUCAAAGGGUUCAUACUGGUGAGAAACCCUAUGAAUGUAAGGAAUGUGAGAAGGUCUUUAGAGUACAUGUACAUCUUACACAACAUCAGAAAAUUCACAUUGAUGUGAAACCCUAUAAAUGCAAGGAAUUUGGAAAAACUAUUGGUUGUGCCUCCUACCUUGUACAACAUGGAAGAAUUCAUACUGGUGAGAAACCUUAUGAAUGUUAGGAAUGUGGAAAGGCCUUUACUGUGUAUGGACAACUUAUUGGACAUCAGAGUGUUCAUACUGGUGAGAAACCCUUUGAAUGUAAGGAAUGUGGCAAGACCUUUAGACUUAAUUCAUUCCUUAGUGAACACAGGAUACACACUGGUGAGAAACCCUUUAAAUGCAGAAAACGUGGGAAGCCCUUUAGAUAUAGUUCAGCCCUUAAAGUACAUCAGAGAAACCAUAUGCAUGUAAAACCCUAAAAAUUUAAGGAAUUUGGGAAGUCCAUUAUGUAUGGCUUAAACAUUGUUCAGCGUCAGAGAGUUUAUGCUAAUGAGAAACAUGGAUGUUAAAAAUCUUGGUAGGCCUUUAGAAAAUAUUCUCCUAUUAGAGAAUUCAUAAUGGAAUUCAGAAAACAUAAAGCCUUUGUCAUUCUUGUGUUUAUAAUAUUUGAAUCCGAAUAUUCUGGAUUGGCCAGUUCAGAAAAGGUGGGAGACAUUAAUACAGCACUGAUAGCAUGAAAGUUUAUAUGACAUAUUCUAAUAUGGUUGAAUGAACUAGUGAAUAAAAAAACCUUCCACUACUCUUAAAUCAUUGCUAAACUUCAGAUAAUCCAUCCUGAUUUUUAAAAAAACAGUUAAUAUAUGUUGGAAAGUCUGCCAUAGCACAGAUGUCAGUUCUUGUCAUUGUCAUGCCACCACCAUCAACCUAUUUGACAUUAGGCACCUUAUUUUUUAUUUCAGGGCAUUGCUUCAAAAUGGUGGUUAUAGAACCUAUGUACUUGUAAAAACCU
This is a messenger RNA of Callorhinus ursinus (northern fur seal), 2663 nucleotides long. It is a transcript of the gene ZNF30, whose product is annotated as zinc finger protein 30. The record is from RefSeq and is a predicted model, not a curated record. Lineage: Eukaryota; Metazoa; Chordata; Mammalia; Carnivora; Otariidae. Gene Ontology annotation, biological process: regulation of DNA-templated transcription.